GCGCCUGCGCACUACGCGCCCCGCCGCGGCUUCGGCGGGGCUGUGGGCGUCCGGAGUAUGGGCGGGCUCCCCUGUGCGCCGCCGAUUGGCGGGGUGGGUGCUGUCCUCCUGGAAAGGGGGUGUCCUGCUGCUCUCCCGGAGCCCCCUUUCCCCGUCACUUCCACCCUGGCCCCCGAGCCCCGCUGGCCGUGGGGUUCGGGGAGCGGCCGCAGGUGGGCCCGGGGCUGGAGGUCACUCGGCCGCCAUCCAGCGGGUCUUGGCCUUUGGAGCUUCCGAGCACACCGGGUUCAGACCUGCACCCCACGAGCCCAGGAGGCAGUGGUCCCCGCCCCGGCUGGGUUGCCCCAAGGCACCCACCUCCUUCGAGGGGCCUCGGGGCGGUCCGGACGGCUGAGGGUUCAGAGCUCGCCCUCUCCUUGCCCGAGAUCUGCAGCCUGGCCUCUCUUCAAUCGCAGGCGCCUCGGGCUAAAUCUAUCCUCCCCGAGACCCGUUCGGCUUUCCAGGAAUCUCCUUCCGAGACCUGGUGCCACCUGUUGCCUUGUUCCCACUAAGCCAUCAAGAUCUUUGGCCCAGCUUCCUUUGAACUCUUCUGCCCCCUGCAGCAUGAGCUGGUUGCUCAGAGUUCCAGUGCCAGGAAGAACUGCCCGUGCUCGGAGAGCUGGAGGGAGGAGCGAGGACUUCACCUGGGAAGACGGAGAAAGGCUUUGAGGGGAGGCGCAGUUAUUUGUGUUGACCUUGAAAGAGAUGUGGUAUGGUGUGUUCCUGUGGGCACUGGUGUCUUCUCUCUUCUUUCAUGUCCCCGCUGGAUUACUGGCCCUCUUCACCCUCAGACAUCACAAAUAUGGUAGGUUCAUGUCUGUAAGCAUCCUGUUGAUGGGCAUCGUGGGACCAAUUACUGCUGGAAUCUUGACAAGUGCAGCUAUUGCUGGAGUUUACCGAGCAGCAGGGAAGGAAAUGAUACCAUUUGAAGCCCUCACUUUUGGCACUGGACAGACGUUUUGCGUCGUGGUGGUCUCCUUUUUACGGAUUUUAGCUACUCUAUAGCAUACAUCCUUAUGCUGAGAUGUUGAACCUAAACUUUAUGGAAUCCUCCAAAAGAAUACAUUAGGGAGUGUAGAAUUUUCUUGGUUCUUCAAAUGAAGCAACUUGGAUGAACGGGAAUGUGAAGGACAGCAUCUUAGCCUUUUCUUCAGUUUGAAGUUCCUGGAAUUUAAGACUUGUGGACUCCCAUCGUUCUUAACCAAAACAUAACAAGUCUUCUGGCUUUCUUUUUUGUAGAUACUUAAUUUAAGCAGUUUUCACAUGUAUCUUUACCCAAGUCAAGUCAACCGUGUCUCUGGGGUGGUAUCCCUUGCACUGAAAUUUACAGUAUUCUGUGAGAUGUUGCAUAUUUUGGAAGACUAUGGAAGAGGCUGGUUUAUUUCAAAUGAGCAGAGUAUGUUGUAUUAAAAUCUUAGUUUAUCUAGUCUUGAUUAAUAUUUGGUAAACUCUUUUCUUUGCUGCAUCUUAGUGACAAUAAAUGCCAAAUAGGUUUUGGUUGAGUAUAGCUUUGAAAACAAAUUUGAUGAAAUAAAACAGGAAAAAAAAUUUAAAUAUAACUCAAGUAGUGGCUGUGGUUCCACUAAGUACAAAGUGGGUAACAAUGACUGAUGUGACAUUUUCUGGACAACUAUCUUGACUUCCGAUUAAGAUAUUUUAAGAUGUGAAUUUGUUAUUUUGUAUGUUUUGUUUAAAUAAGCUAGCUAAUUUAGACUUUUUAAGAAGAUUUUCUGUACUGCCUUUCCCUAUCACUUUUAAUUCUCUUGAUUUUAUUUCAUUUAAUUGGAAACACACAUACCCUAUUAAAUGGCUUGAGUUGGAAAUUUUAAGCCAGAUUGGUUUGGGCAUUGAGGCACAGGUAAGAUUCUUUAAACAUUCUGUUGUAGUUUUUCUUAGUAACUUUUGUUUACUAAUGACCCUUGAGACACUGUAGAAGUGCAUCUGAAACUAGACUCAGUGGUUAUUGAUUUUUUAGCUUAAUGUGUUUGCCUAUGGGUGACUCUUCAGCCUACUUCUACAGUAUUGGGUAUCAAGUCCCAGAAAGUGCCUGAAGUUUAAUUUCAGAUAUGCACCCACUCUCCCCUUUAGAUUUUUAUUCAAAAGAAUGUAUAUCUUUAAAGAGAGUUCAAUAUCAAUAGUUUCUUUAAUUUAAUUUUUAGCUAUUUUAUUUUAUUAUUUUUUUGAGACGGAGUCUCACUCUGUUGCCCAGACUGGAGUGCAGUGGCACAAUCUUGGCUCACUACAACCUCCACCUCCCAGAUUCAAGUGAUUCUCCUGCCUCAGCCUCCUAAGUAGCUGGGAGUACAGGCGCCUGCUGCCAUGCCCAGCUAAUUUUUGUAUUUAGUAAAGACGGGCUUUCGCCAUAUUGGCCAGGCUGGUCUCAAACUCCUGACCUCAGUUGAGCCACUGCCCAGCCAAUUUUAGCUAUUUUGAUUUUUAUUUUACUGCCUAACUUUCUUUUUCAUUAAAAGGCCUGAAAACUGUGACUUUCUGAAAGGGAAAGAUUCGCAGAAAUUAAGUAUCUAAUAUGAUCCCUACCACCUAAACUGUUUUCUCUUGAAUAUAAUCCGUGUGGUGGUAGUGAUUGUUAUCUGUCUUCAGGAUAGUUUCUGGUAAUUAAAUCUGACUUUUUUUUUUUUGAGACGGAGUUUCGCUCUUGUUACCCAGGCUAGAGUGUAAUGGCGUGAUCUCGGCUCACCACAACCUCCGCCUCGUGGAUUCAGGCAAUUCUCCUGCCUCAGCCUCCUGAGUAGCUGGGAUUACAGGCACGCACCACCAUGCCCAGCUAAUUUUUUAUACUUUUAGUAGAGACGGGGUUUCAUCAUGUUGACUAGGAUGGUCUCGAUCUCUUGACCUUGUGACCCACCCGCCUCGACCUCCCAAAAUGCUGGGAUUACAGGGGUGAGCCACAGCGCCCGGCCUAAAUCUGACAUCUUUAAAGGAAAGUUUUCAUUGUGAGAUUAAGGCUAACAGCUCAUGAGGUCAUAUGUACAUGAACAUAUCUAUUCCAUUUAAAGCAAUAUGCACUCUGGCUUCUGUUUAAAAAUAGCCAGGAGGAGAGUCUCUGAAUGUACUGUGAUUCUGGAGUCUGCCCAAUUUGAGGAAAAAAAAAAAAAGGAAAAAGUCAGGAGGACCAGUUUGCCAGGGAAAUUCAUAGAAAAGAAUUACAAAGAGAUCACAAAAAUUGGACAUUUUCUUUUGAGUAAUUAGACCACUUAUGACUGGGCACAGUGGCUCACACCUGUAAUCUCAGCACUUUGGGAGAUCGAUUUGGGAGAAUUUCUUGAGCCCAAGAGUUCAAGACUGGCCUGGACAACAUAGCAAUACUUCAUCUCUUCUGAAAAAUAAAACAAAACAAAAAAAUAGCUGGAUGUGGUCCCUGCUACUUAGGAGGCUAAAGUAGAAGGAUCACUUGUUCCUGGGAGGUUCAGGCUGCUGUGAGCCAUGAUAGCGCCGCUGAACUCCCAGCUUAGGUAACAAGGCAAGACCCUGUCUCAAUAUUAUUAAUUUUGAUAAUUGACAUACCAAAAUUAUAGUGACAUAUACUCAGCAGAAACUUAUAUGUAGAGUUGUAAUUCAGCCACAUACUCUUAAAAAUUCUCCAACAAGAAGCUCAAAUCUUUUCUUCCAAGCAGAUUGUAAAAAAUUCUAGUUUUUAGUUUAAAAGCUGUGAUUUUCAGAAGUAUCCCCUCAGUUUGAGAAAUUUGGGGAAUUUGUAUCGUUUAUUAUGGGAAAUGAUUUCCAUCAUCUCUAUUGAAGAAUGUCUCUUACUGAAGAAUGCCUGUUGAAUGAGUUCUCACCGAAAACAUUCUUUGGAGAUAUAUAUAUAUAUAUAUAUAUAUAUAUAUAUAUAUAUUUUUUUUUUUUUUUGAGAUGGAGUUUCGCUUUUUGUUACCCAGGCUGGAGUGCAAUGGCGUGAUCUCAGCUCACCGCAACCUCCACCUCCUGGGUUCAGGCAAUUCUCCUGCCUCAGCCUCCCGAGUAGCUGGGAUUACAGGCACACGCCACCAUGCCCAGCUAAUUUUUUGUAUUUUUAGUAGAGACGGGGUUUCACCAUGUUGACCAGGAUGGUCUCAAUCUCUUGACCUCGUGAUCCACCUGCCUUGGCCUCCCAAAGUGCUGGGAUUACAGGCUUGAGCCACCUUGCCCAGCCUCUUUGGAUAUAAUUUCAUACACUAAACAUGUGGGCCAGUAGUUAGUAGGCCCGUCCCCUUAAAUACUAAUUUUUGAAAUACUAAUCCAUGAUUAAAAUGUUAGAUAUUUUUCACUGGAGCUAAGUCAUAAAGUUAGGGCAUUUUGAAAGGUGUCUUUGUUUCUGUUUCUUUUUUUUUUUUUUUUGUUUCUGUUUCUUGUUUGAUAUAUUUUGAUUACUCUUUUUAAAAACUUUCCAUAUAAAAAGUAUCUUCAAAUUAUUGAAUGCUUCAUACAUCCCAAUAUAAAUGAAGCUCCUGUGAGUAAAUAUAUAGAGAGACUUGAAAUAGAUUGAGCUGUGUAGCUUAAUCUUUUCAGGGAAAGACUAUUUGAAUGAUAAGGAAUAUCUUUGAUUUUCUUUUUUUAUUUCUCGGAGAAUUAUUUGGGAGUGGUCACUCAGAGGGAAGAAUAUUGGCAAUUGUGUUGAACAUUUUACCUUACAUAGUGUUGAGUCUUUUUGCCAAAAACUGAUUUCUUGGAAACAUCCUCCCCUAGCUAUGCUUUUUAAAAAAAUAAAGGAGAGGGAGGCAGCCUCCCGAACAUAAAAGCUGAUUUCUUGAUUUUUUUUUUGAGAUAGAGUCUUGCUCUGUUGCCCAAGCUGGAGUCCAGUGGCGUGGACUCAGCUCACUGCAAUCUCCACCUCCCAAAUUCAAGUGAUUCUCCUGCCUCAGCCUCCAAGUACCCAGGAUUACAGACACCAUAAUGCCCAGCUAAUUUUGGUAUUUUUAGUAGAGAUGAGGUUUCACCAUGUGCCAGGCUGGUCUUGAACUCCUGACCUCAUAUAAUCCACCCACCUCGGCCUCCCAAAGUGCUGUGAUGACAGAUGUGAGCCACCGUACCCAGCCUUCUUGAUUCUUGAACUUGGGGUUUUGUAGUGAAAGCAUUUCAUGAAACUUAAGUUCAUACACAAGAGCAUCAUGAAUUUCUAAGAGAGAGGUGUCUCUUUGUGCUGUUAACAUUUUUUUUUUUGCCACAAAAUAUUACUCCUUAUGAAAUGUUUAAACUAGUGAGGAAAAAUUCAUUAAUUACCUUUAAACCCUUCCUUAUUUUUAAGAUUUUAAAUUGUAUUUUGGCUUUUGACUCCAGUAUCCUUUCUGGUUGCUCUGGUUUGAAUUACGUUCCUGUUAUGCUGCAGCACACGUCAGCCUUCCCUCGGUAACCAUUUCCUGGAAUGUGAAGCCUCGGUGCCAUUAGCAGACCAUAUGCAGAAAAUGUUGUGUACCUGCGUUUCUUUUUUGUGCACUCUUGAAGGCUGGUUGUGACUAAAAUCAGCUAAACUUUUUAUAUUAUGUUAUUUCACUAACUGCUAGAGUGAAAAUGAUCAAAUCUUUGUACAAUAGAAAAUUAUUUAAAUUUUAUUUUUCUACUGACAUUUCUAUUCUAGUGUAAAUGUUUAUCAAUAAAAAAUUACUUUCAA
Messenger RNA from Callithrix jacchus (white-tufted-ear marmoset), 5647 nucleotides. The record is from RefSeq and is a predicted model, not a curated record. NCBI's taxonomy places the organism in Eukaryota, Metazoa, Chordata, Mammalia, Primates, Cebidae.